Messenger RNA from Rhineura floridana, 1167 nucleotides. RefSeq names its product C4b-binding protein alpha chain-like. The record is from RefSeq and is a predicted model, not a curated record. NCBI's taxonomy places the organism in Eukaryota, Metazoa, Chordata, Lepidosauria, Squamata, Rhineuridae. Gene Ontology annotation, biological process: negative regulation of complement activation, classical pathway. The transcript is spliced from 7 exons. Bases 1 to 1167 code for a protein of 388 amino acids.
AUGGGUGGAGGUGGUGUAAGCAAAUUUCUCAAGUGGCAAGAGGAAAACCCAGUCUUCCUGGUGAUAGUUCAGGAAGAAACAGAUGUGGUGUUCCAAGAUCUGGUUUAUCCACUCAGUUUGACCAUUGGAACUUCCUGUGCAGUGCCUCCAGAUGUUCUUGAUGGAUCUCACAAUGGCAAUGAAACUUAUCCUUAUGGAAUAGUGAUAAAAUAUCAUUGCAUGGAGUCUUUCACGCUCAUUGGAUCACCUUCCAUUUAUUGUGAUGUUGAUGAUAAUAAUGGUAAAGCACUGUGGAGAGGGAAACCCCCCAAAUGCAAAGCGGCUAUAUGUCCAAAUCCAGUUGUUCAAGAUGGAAUAAAAUUAAGUGGGUUUAGAGAUUCCUAUACCUAUGGCAACAGUAUUACAUAUGAAUGUAAAAUUGGAUACUUCAUAAUUGGAAGUUAUUUCAUUCGCUGUGAAGAGAAUUCUGCUUGGGUUCCUAAAGUGCCGUCGUGCAAGAAGAUUUCUCCAGAUGUUUGUGGUGCCCCAAUAAUUCCAGAAGGGACUUUAUAUCCAUUGCAACCUGAAUACAAAAUUGGAAAUGUCAUUGCUGUAUACUGCAAUCCAAACUAUUCUUUUCUUGACGAAACCACAAAGAUGAAUGUACAAUGCCAAGGCUACAAUCAGUGGGAUCCACCUGUACCACCAUGUUUCUUUAGAACAUCACCAGACACUUCUGAACUCUACAUCCAUCAUGGAAGAAUAGUUCUUGGGGAGAAACGACGCUAUAACCCUGGAGAUGAAGUUACUAUUGAAUGUUAUCCUGGCUAUACUUUGAAAGGGUCCUCUAAGAUUAAUUACGUUGGUGGGAAGAAAUGGUUGCCUAAUAUUCCAGUUUGUUCUCUGACAUGCUUUUUACCUGUAUUGAUUGUGGCAAGUAAAACGGCUUAUGAGAAAUCUUGUUCACCACAAAGGCUACCAGAAAUGAGGAGACAGGUGCAAGAGAGCACAACAGCUACCAAAGAAGUUACUUGGCUGCCAGAGAGAAAGGAAGAAUCAACACCAGAAUCUGAGCCAGAAUACCAGAGAGAAAAUGGAAGGCAUAAGGAGCAGCUAGUCAAUCUUAACCAAUUUAGCAGUGGCCUUCCCAGUAAUACAGCCAAUGUGACAGCAUAUGAGGGAAACUAG